Molecule: messenger RNA, 1085 nt
Organism: Panicum virgatum (switchgrass)
Lineage: Eukaryota; Viridiplantae; Streptophyta; Magnoliopsida; Poales; Poaceae
Product: PRA1 family protein F4-like
Exons: 1
Coding region: 146-664 (172 amino acids)
Biological process (GO): vesicle-mediated transport
Cellular component (GO): Golgi apparatus; endoplasmic reticulum
Source: RefSeq, a predicted model, not a curated record
GUUCGCAAGUGUGAGACAGUCACACAAGUAUUAGCAUAAAAUCUUCAGUUAGACCGGAACCACGUCAAAGUUCACCGUACCCACCGCGGGGCGCUCGAGUUCCCCGUCCUCGCCGGCGCCGGCCACCGCGCGCAUCCAGCUAGCCAUGUCCAAGUACGGAACCAUCACCGCCUCGUCCCCCACCGCGGCGCCCGAGGGCUCGCCCGCCGCGCUGGACUCCACCUCCUCCAGCGCUAACGCCCCCGGCGCGUCGUCUCCGGCGGCCGCGCGCCGCCCCUGGCGCGAGCUCGCGGACCCGCGCGCGCUCUCAGUCCCGCGGGGUCUCGCCGACGCCCGCCACCGCGCGCGCGCCAACCUCGCGCGCUUCAGCGCGAACUACGGCCUCGUCUCCAUCGCCGUCUUCUCGGCCUCCCUGCUCUGGCGGCCCAUCUUCCUGCCCGUGGUCGUCCCGCUCUUCUUCCUGGCCUCGCCUGGUGAUGCCCUCCGCUUGGUCCCGAUGUUCACGCCCUUCCUGCUGGCGGUCACCCGCGGCGCGACGGGCGUCCUCGUCUUGCUGCUCGCUGGGGCCCUGCUCGUCGCGGCCCACGCCGUGCUGCACCUCCCCGCGGACGACGACGAGGAAGCCAGGCUGUGCUCCAAGCCCGAGCCACCGCCGGCAAACUAGCUAGCCCCGGCCGUUCCUCGUCGACCUCAUUGGCUCUUGGUUCAGUCGAUGUUAUUAUUGCAGUUGCUCUUGUUCCGUUUGUGAACUUGCUCAGAGACAAAGAUGUGCUUAAACUUGGUUAGUCGAUGCAUGAAGACGUUUAUUCUCUUUAAUUGGAUGAUUUGCUAGUGAAAUCAUGUUUUUUGGGAGCGAUGAACCUGAAGUCGAUCAAUUUGGGCUCAAUUAUUUGGCACUCUACGACCAUAUGGUUACUUGGAAGUUGGAAGCGUCCUUUGGAGAAGUGGAGCUACACGAUCAAGCCGGAAGAGAUUGGCCAUAUAAUUCCAAAUUGUUAGUCGUUUUGGUAAAUUUAGACUUAUAGAUUUUGCUAUGUAUAUAAACAUGAUGUAUAUAUAGAUGUAUAGCAAAUACUAUAUAUAUC